Molecule: messenger RNA, 2748 nt
Organism: Solea senegalensis (Senegalese sole)
Lineage: Eukaryota; Metazoa; Chordata; Actinopteri; Pleuronectiformes; Soleidae
Product: fibrous sheath CABYR-binding protein
Exons: 2
Coding region: 258-2189 (643 amino acids)
Source: RefSeq, a predicted model, not a curated record
CUGGACUGUGAUACCAGCGACAGAUGUCGAGAGAACUGUGAGGGGGCUCCACUCCACUCCUCUCCUCGGUUGCAACAGCCUCCUCCUCCUCCUCCUCCACCUCCUCCUCCUCCUCUUUCCAGACUGCACCUCUGAGAGCAGGGGUGGAAUCUGCAGCUGUCACUCCAUUAUCACACAUCCAGCCCCGGAGCCUGGAGGAGAACAAGAAGAGAAAGAAGAAGUAGUGUGACUGAUAGCACAGGAAUACAGGAGACAUCAUGGGAGGAAAACUGAGCAGGAGGAAGAAGGGAUAUGACGUGACUGACCCAAAAGAAACGAAGGAUGAGGUCACAGCAGUAGCUGCUUCUGUAGAGGAAUCUGCUCAAGAGAAGGACGGAGUCCCACCUGCUGGGGCUGAGGCAGAGUUGACGGCUGAGGCAGACAAUGUGGUGAAGGAAACCGCAGCGUCAGCUGUGGCAGCAGUAACUGAGGCUGUAAAAGCUCCAGAAGAGCCUAAAUCUGCGCCUCCAGAAGAAACAGCUGCCGUAGCUCCAGAGGAGGCACUAAUUGCAGCAGCUGAGGAAGCAGCUCCACUCUCAACAAAAGAACCUGCAGCAACAUCUGAGGAAGCAGCUGCAGAUGAACCUCCUCCAGCAGCAGUAGAGAAAACAGCUCCAGUAUCAGAAGAACCUGCUGCUGCUCCAGUAUCAGAGGAGCCUGCUGUACCAGCAAAGGAGGAAGCUUCAGUAUCAGAAGAACCUGCUGCUGCUCCAGUAUCAGAGGAGCCUGCUGCACCAGCAAAGGAGGAAGCUUCAGUAUCAGAAGAACCUAUUGCUGCUCCAGUAUCAGAAGAACCUGCUGCACCAGCAAAGGAGGCACCUCCAGUAUCAGAAGAACCUGCUAUAGCUCCAGUAACAGAAGAACCUGUAACAGCAGCAGCCAAGGAAGCACCUACAGUUGCAGAUGAACCUCCUGCAGCAGCACUAGAGGAAGCCGCUCCAGUAUCAGAAGAACCUGCUGCACAAGAAAUAGAGGCAACUCCAGUUGCAGAAGAAUUAGUUUUGGAGAAAGAGGAAUCUGCACAAGUAGCAGCAGAACCAGUAACAUCGGAAGAUGCAGGCCCAGUAGUACCAGUCGUGGCAACAGAGGUGUCGGCCUCAGUGGUAGAAGACCAAGCAUCAGUACAGAGCUUUCCAGAGGCCACAGCAGAAGCAGAGGAACUCUCAGAAGAACCUGUGCAACAUGAAGCAGAAUCUGAGCUUGUAGUUGCAUCUGAGGAGCACCCUAUUGCAGCAGCUUCUCCAGAGACAGACGAUGUUCCUGCCAGCACAGAGGAGGCACCUGAGGAGCCAGAGCCCAUCUCUGUUAUUGAGCCUGAAGUAACUGUGGAAGAGACAGUGGUACCUGCUGUUGUCUGUGAACAUGAGCCAGUGGUUGAACCAACUGUAGAGCCAGUACAGGAACAAGCCCCAGAACCAGAGCAAACCCUUGAGCCAGAGCCAGAACAAAAACCAGUAGCAGAGCAGAUACAGCAGGUACCAGAGCCAGAGUUGGUGGAACCAUCUGAGCCAGAGCCCAAACAAGAGCAAGCCCCUCAACUAGAGGAAGUACCAGAGCCAAAACUAGAGCAAGAACCAGAGAAAGUACUAGAGCCAGAGCCUGAGCAAGAGGUUCCUGCAGAUGAACAAGUAGAAGAAGUUGAGCCGGAGCCAGUCAUAGCCGCAGCUGACACUGCUAAACAUGAGGCUGUGGAGGAAGAAGCCCCUAAGGCCUUGGAGACUGCAGUGGAGGAGGUCCCCACUGUUGAGCCAGAAGCAGCAGAAUCUGUCCCUGAGAUUAUCAUCUCAGAGUCUGUAUCCACCAACAACUUUACUGCUGAAGCUGAAGCUUCCGCCGAAGAGGUGCCUUGUCCAGAGCCCGCGGUUGAAAACAAGAUGGAAAAUGGAGAUUUAGAGAGUCCCUCUGCUGAAGUGGAUGUGGCAGAAGACGAUGCACACCCAGCUGUGAAUGGAGAGUGCACAGCUUCUGCUGUUACACAGACACCGGAAUGUGUGAAUGGUAGUGACAAGCUGGAGGAGAUGCCCAUUAAGGAGCAGAGUGACUUUGAACUGAAAAAGGACGUGAACGUGGGUGGGGGCGUCCAAGAAGUUCCCGAUGCAGUCUCCGACAUGGUGGAAGGCCUCGGCAAUGAGGUCACUCAGGCAGUCUGAAAAGACGCCACCUUUCAAAUCAAUGUGAAUACAGUUUAAUCCUCUGACGGUGUGAAAAAGCCACGAAGGGUAGGCUAGGCUUUUUUGAAGUGCUGUAACCACUGCAAGUUCAAUCGUGGUAACUCGGGCAAAGGGAUGUUUCCUUUGAGUAACCAAAAAUGAAAUGCAACCACUUUAGGAUAGAAAGAGAGAGCGAAAGAUGAGAGAGAGGGAGCAAUAGCAGAUGAGACUGAGGUGGAGAGAGUUUGGAAUUUGAAGUGUGAGUGCAGAGUAGACUGCGAAACAGCGGAGAGCAACGAUACAGGACAGUAAAUAUGUGAUACUAAUGAAUGAAAUGCGUAAAUCUGUCAGCGUGUGAGCUCAGCGAAUAUUACAAAGUGGUUUAUUGGAACAGCAUCCAUUAUGUUAUGUGAUUUUGACUUUCAUAUAUCCUUUCUAUUACCACAUGGAGAGAAAAGACAUGAACUGUUUUGGCCUUUUAUAACAAUGCUAACGUGUGAGGACUGUUCAUUUCAAACUGUUCAGAAUAGAGAAUAAACAGAGUUUGUUAUUCGCUCCA